Molecule: messenger RNA, 724 nt
Organism: Mastomys coucha (southern multimammate mouse)
Lineage: Eukaryota; Metazoa; Chordata; Mammalia; Rodentia; Muridae
Product: late cornified envelope protein 1C-like
Exons: 2
Coding region: 104-541 (145 amino acids)
Biological process (GO): epidermis development
Source: RefSeq, a predicted model, not a curated record
AUAAAAGUGCUGAGAGGCAGAGCAUCUUCAUUCCCACACCUUCUGAGGUACCCAAAGAUCUUGUGCUGCCUGUCAUCUUGCCCCAGAGCAUUCACCAGCAGAGAUGUCCUGCCAGCAGAACCAGCAGCAGUGCCAGCCCCCUCCCAAGUGUCCUCCCAAGUGCCAGACUCCAAAAUGCCCCCCAAAGUGCCCCCCUAAAUGUCCUCCCAAGUGCCCACCUGUGUCUUCCUGCUGUAGCCUGGGUUCUGGGGGCUGCUGUGGCUCCAGUUCUGGAGGCUGUUGUGGCUCCAGCUCUGGUGGCUGCUGCAGCUCUGGGGGUGGAGGCUGCUGCCUGAGCCACCACAGACCCCGCAGAUCUCUCCGUCGCCAUCGCCACAGCUCUGGAUGCUGUAGCAGUGGUGGCAGCAGUGGCUGUUGUGGCAGCAGUGGUGGCAGCAGUGGCUGCUGUGGCAGCAGUGGUGGCAGCAGUGGCUGCUGUGGCAGCAGUGGUGGUAGCAGUGGCUGCUGUGGAAGUAGCCAGCAGUCUGGAGACUGCUGCUGACCUGAGCAACCCAUUCAGGAGGAAAUCAUUUUCAGUGAACCUUCCCUGGCCUGUUCUUCUCUCCUGCUGCCUUCUGUGUCCUGGGCUUUAAGAUGCUGUGAUCUUGUGAGAUGUUUUGAAUGUCCCCCUUUGAAGGACCUGUCUUUCUUGGGGACAAAAUAAUAAAGUGCUUCCCUACCCAUA